AAACAGUACUAUGGCCACCCCUUUUGAAAUAUUGAAGAGGAGGCACACGGUUCCACCAGAGUGCCUAAUCCAGUUGCUCAAACAGAUCAGAUCCCUCAAUGGGGAGGACGUGUCUCCGUUUAAUAGAUUUACUAAGGAUGCGUCUCUGGACCAGGCAAAGGAGGCGUAUAUGGAUAAGAAGUUCCUAGAGAUCGUACGGGAACCCAUAGCCUCUAUAUUGGAGAUGUCGGGGGUUGACGCAGGUGUGGACGGGAAAAAGCUGGCGUGCCACGUUGCUAUUCAGCUAGCGAAUAAAUCUGACGCUAGGGGUGAUGUAUUGCUGCCAGAAACAAGCACGUGUUCUGCGCCUGACGCCUCAAAUCAGCCGGGCAAGAGAAAGGCCACAGAAGAGGCUUCGGAGGUGGCGGAAGAGGUGAAGAAGCGUUUAAAGGAGGAAAAGGAGGUCAGAAACAAAGAAGCCGUGGAGACCCUUCUAACUAAGGUUAAACAUCUUUGUACACAGGCGAAGCCGAACAAUGCUAUGAUAAUAGCCACUUUGGAUGACCUCAAGGAGAGGUCAGAUAAGACUGGGCAUGCAGAUGCCCCUCUCUUCUCUGACCUCCUCUGGCAGGUGGAGAGGAACGCUGAGAGGUUGGACGUGCCGGAGCUUGUCCUGGCCGCUUUGAGCUCUGCAUCUGAUAAGGUAUUCAAUGCUGUACAAAAAUGCCUCAAAUCAAAACGUACUGCGCGCCAGGACAAGUCCGACAGCCAGCCUAAGGUUGAACAGCAAGUCCAGCCUUUCCAGCCUUUCUAUUCUCCACCUGGUUUUUACCAGGGGUUUGGGGGCUUCUCUAACCCAGGCUAUGGUGGUUAUGGGGGGUUCCAGAUCCAGUUUCAGGGUCGUGGAGGCCAAAGGAGACCUUACGGCUCGCGGGGCAGAGGUUCAGGCUCUGGAACUUGCCAUCUCUGCAAGAGCCCUUCUCAUUACCUGAAAGACUGUCCUAAAUUGGACUCUGUCCAGAAAGGAAUGUAA
This is a messenger RNA of Owenia fusiformis, 1012 nucleotides long. Lineage: Eukaryota; Metazoa; Annelida; Polychaeta; Sabellida; Oweniidae. The record is from the annotation of a GenBank genome assembly.